AUGGCGACCUCCAAGGACCUCGACAGCGAGUACCGCCACUACCUGCCGGACCUGAGCAUCCCGCGGUUCACGACCAUGGCGAAGCAGGACGCCCACGUCUACGCGGCGGCGUUCAAGGAGUCUGGUGUCCCGCCCUGGCUGCACGCGCUGUACCUGCACUGGCUGGACCUCUUCAAGGAGCCGUUCAAGGGCGUGACCAACGACGGGAUCGUCAGGCCGGGCCUGUUCAAGAUCCAGGACGAGGGCGUCCCCAUCGAUCGCAUCGUGGCGGCGACAGAUUCCCUCCUCGGCCAACUCACCCCGACCCAGGUCGCCAAGCUGUCUUACCACAUCGACUCGCCCGAGUGGCGCACCUGGUCGAACCCGGAGUUCCUGCUCAGCGACAAGGGCAUCCGGCUGGACGAGCUGGAGCCUCCGGUGCGUGAUGGGGUCAUGGCCGUGCUCCGCGCCACGCUGUCGCCCGAGGGCUACGACAAGGCGGUGGCGGCGAUGCGCAUCAACGGGUUCCUGGGCGAGCUGGUGCAGGGGACCCAGGUCAUGAACGAGUUCUCGUACAACUUCGUGCUGUUCGGCCGCCCGUCCACCACGGCGCCCUGGGGGUUCAGCUUCUACGGCCACCACCUGUGCCUCAACGUGUUUCUGUACCGCACACAGAUGGUGGCGUCGCCGUGGUUCACGGGCGCCGAGCCCAACCUCAUCGACGCGGGGCCGUACAAGGGCACGCGCAUCCUGCACGAGGAGGAACGGCUGGGGCUCCAGCUCAUGCAGUCCCUGUCGCCCGAGCAGCAGCGCACCGCCCAGAUCUACGCGCAGAUGAAGGACCCCGCCAUGCCCGAGGGGCGGUGGAACCACGACGACCAGCGCCACCUGUGCGGCGCGUACCGGGACAACCGCGUGGUGGCCUACGAGGGGGUCGUGGUGUCGGCGCUGUCCGCCGCGCAGCAGUCCCUGGUCGACCAGAUCUUGAUGCAGUACCUGCUGUACCUGCCGGCGCGGGCCCGCGAGAUCCGGCUGAACGAGUGCCGCGGGUGCUACGCGGAGACGCACUUCUGCUGGAUCGGCGGCUUCGGCGACGCCGACCCGUUCUACUUCCGCCUCCAGAGCCCCGUGGUGCUGGUCGAGUUCGACCACCACAGCGGCGUGUUCCUGAACAACGCCGACCCGGCCAAGUUCCACAUCCACACCCUGUUGCGCACCCCGAAUGGCGGCGACUACGGGUACGCCCUGCGGCCGCUGUGCGAGCCGACCGUGAAGCAGGAGUUUGUGUGGAAAGGGGAGAGGGAAUAA
Messenger RNA from Fonsecaea erecta, 1287 nucleotides. RefSeq lists its product as hypothetical. The transcript has a single exon. Lineage: Eukaryota; Fungi; Ascomycota; Eurotiomycetes; Chaetothyriales; Herpotrichiellaceae. The record is from RefSeq and is a predicted model, not a curated record. Bases 1 to 1287 code for a protein of 428 amino acids.